Molecule: messenger RNA, 2046 nt
Organism: Serendipita indica DSM 11827
Lineage: Eukaryota; Fungi; Basidiomycota; Agaricomycetes; Sebacinales; Serendipitaceae
Source: the annotation of a GenBank genome assembly
AUGCUCAGCGCGUUUGCGGCUCGACGUGCCCAAGCCACAGCCGAUGCAACACAGACUUCUGCAGAAGAGGUCGCACUGGCAAAACAAUCGACUGUAGCUCCUACUCCAACCUCGUUAAUUGCGAAAAGAAAACAGAAUCCCAGCAGCAAAUCUCCUCCCCCUUCGCGGAAGCGUAAAAAGGACAUCAAAACACAAGUUCAAGAUGAUGUCAUGAAUCUAGAGGAAAAACCAAUACAUUUGAGCUCUUCCCCUUUCGUACCAAGGGCAUACUCUCCCAGUGUUGCCGUCCUUCAUGAGUCGCCAUACGAUUUGGAGCCCGAAAGCGAGCAACUUCUUUCCACCUUCGUUCCGUCUUGGAACCAAAAUAUCUUUCCCUGUCAGAAAGAAAAUGGUGGCAUGGCCAUCUAUAUCAUGCUCAAGCCAGAGGAGACCCUAACAUUUAUUGGGACUAUCUAUCUUACUGUGCUUCAAGGCUCCAUUUCAUUGCUAGGAUCGACAAUUUCUGCAUCUCCCAUCGAACACCCCGUCUUCGCUUCAAAGGACUAUCCUACAGCCACCAUAGAAGCACUCGAAGCGGAUUCGGCACCAUUCGCUCCGCCUCCUGCUAAAAUCGCGGACGCUGUCUCCUCGGACCACAUCCUUAUAUCGAUUCAGGAUCUGAAUUCGGGGAUCGAAGGUCUCAUGAAGCUCUUUGACUCUCAUGCAUCAAUUUUUACUUCACGUAGCGACUUUGGGGACUGGGGUCUCCGAGAAUUUUUCCCGAUCCAAAGGCAGACUCCUCAACUGCGCACUUUCCAGGAGCCAUAUUCGUGGAAAGCUUCAUUGGAUAUUGCGCAUACAUAUCCUGAAAGCCCCCGGAUACUCAUUCAGGGACCAAAAGGGUCGGGUAAAAGUAUGUUGUCUCGAAUGCUCGUGAAUAGGCUCCUCUCUCGAUUCAAGCAAGUCGCAUAUCUUGAUUGUGACGUUGGCCAGACUGAGUUCACUCCAGAAGGCAUGGUAUCAUUACAUCUUCUGACUCAACCAGUAUUCGGUCCUCCCUUCUCACACCCUCGAGACCCGCUGCGGGCGCACUUCGUAGGAUCAACGUCUCCACGAUCUUCCCCCGACCAUUUUCUCGAAUGCAUCAUCGCUUUACUCGACGCCUAUCGGCUAGAUGUCCGCUACUCACUUCUCUCCGAAGACGAAGGUGAAUCACUAGACCAGAUUCCGCUCGUCAUCAACACGUUUGGGUGGAACAAAGGAAUUGGCGCAGAGCUGAUCUCACGCAUCGAGACUUCUGCGGAAUUGACCCAUGUCUUCGCCUUCGACUCGUCGACGAGCGAUCCAAUAUGGCAGCAGGAAGAAGCAGAACCACUGCUAAACGUCCAAUACGUGACACUGCAACCAGUAAAACCCAUUCGCACGCAACAUUACCAGAACCAGGCCGAUAAGCGCGCUCUUAUGAUGAUGUCUUACUUUCAUCAUUCAAAGAUUAUAACGGCAAGGGGUUCAUUUGAGCGAGAUACAUGGAAUACGGACUUGCCGCUCUGCGCGAUGCCACCUUGGGAGGUCAAAUGGUCUGAAGCGAUAGAUGCCAUCAUCCUCGUAGGCAGUGGGUCCGAGAGCGUCGAGCUACUAGAGAUAUUGCGCGUCCUCAACGGUGCUAUCGUAGCGAUGGUUGAGAGUUCUCGUAGCCAAGCUUCUGAAUCUUCGACAACUGGCACCGUUGCAUACGUUCAGGGGAGACCCCCGCCGUCGCCGCAACAUUCGCAUUGCGUAGGAUACGCGUUGAUACGUGGUGUACGAGCGUCGAGCGGAACCCUACACAUCCUCACCCCCGUCCCGAUAGAGCGACUCACAAAUGUUCGGGUUCUUGUUAUGGGAGAGAUUCAACUGCCAGUUAUCGGAAUGCUGGAUCAUCGAGCUGAAUCUAGGACUCUUGGCCAGGUUGCGGGCGUGGAGAUGGCGAAUGUCCCAUUCCUUCAUUGGCAUUCGACGAAGCGGGACGCGCAAGGUGCUAAGAAGCUGCGAGUGAGACGAAAUCUGAAACGGAAGAAUCAAAUGUAG